AUGCGUACGUAUGUGUGCCGCCUCAUUCCCCGCCACAUAGCCCUCCCUCAUCACCACACUCGCCCCACCACAACCUCUAUCACAACUCCACCAAAUCACACUCACCACCAGGACCUUACAACUUCAUCCACAAAGGAUUCACAACCUUGCAACAUCACCAGUACCACAGCCACCAUCAAAACCAACCACAGCAGCCUCAAGCAUACCGCCCCUACCACCACAACAUCCACAACUUCACCCCAACCACCACCACAACUUCCACAACUUCACCCCCAACCACCACCACAACUUCCACAACUCUCAGCACAACUCCACCCGAACCAUCAACCCAUCCCGCCCACCACCGCCGCCCACGUCACACCUCACGCCUCCUUCAGAACAUCAAUUACCCCAAAUAUCGGAACUCCCUCUGGCAGAAUAUCUGGCAGGGCAGUCAUCUGA
Messenger RNA from Penaeus monodon (black tiger shrimp), 441 nucleotides. RefSeq names its product mucin-7-like. The transcript has a single exon. NCBI's taxonomy places the organism in Eukaryota, Metazoa, Arthropoda, Malacostraca, Decapoda, Penaeidae. The record is from RefSeq and is a predicted model, not a curated record. Bases 1 to 441 code for a protein of 146 amino acids.